CAAUUCUAGAAAAAAUGCGCUCUGAAAUAGACUACAAAAACAAAGUCAUUCUCGCGCCGAUGGUUCGAGUUGGAACUCUCGCCUUCAGACUGUUGGCGCUCAAGUACGGAGCGGAUAUCGUGUACAGCGAAGAACUCAUAGAUAAGAAAUUGAUUCAGUGCCAACGAACCGUGAAUAGCGAGCUGGGGACGAUUGAUUAUGUCUGCAAGCGUGAAAAUAAAUGCAUAUGGAGGACCUGCAAGGAUGACCAUCCCACGGUCAUUCAGCUUGGUACCGCUAGCGAUAGAUAUGCCGUUGAGGCCGCAUUGAAUAUGUAUCCUGACUACGAUGCGAUCGACGUCAAUAUGGGUUGUCCGGAACGUUUCUCUUUACAAGGAGGAAUGGGGGCGGCGCUUUUGAAAGACCGAGAGCGCGUUAAGCUGAUUCUCGGAGGUCUCUUACGUCAUAUUGACAAACCCGUUACGUGCAAAAUUCGCCUGUUGAACAAAAUAGAAGACACAGUUGAUUUGGUCAAAACCAUAGAAGCAACAGGUGCCGCAGCCAUAGCAGUUCAUGCAAGAUACGUUGAGCAGAGGCCUCGAGAACCGGCUUUUCCCUCGCUCGUGAAAAUUUUGUCAGAGUCUGUUCACAUUCCUCUGAUUUUCAACGGAGAUAUUCGCAAAUUUGAAGACAUUAACAAAGCGAAGGAAACGGCCGGAUGCUCUUCAGUUAUGAUCGGAAGGGGCGCCUUGAUCAAUUGCAGCAUCUUUAGUGAACAGAGUCCCAGACCUCAAAAAGAAGUGUGCAUGGAUUAUAUCAGGAAUUGCAUUCAAUACGAGAAUGGGUACCCACUCAGUAAAUAUACAGUAUUAAAGAUGUUUGGAGAAAACAAAACAUUGACCAAAGAGCCGUUUUACAAGCAUCUUCAUGCCUCCAAAAGUCACGAGCAAAUGCUCUACACUUUAGAGGAGGAAGUUCGAAUCAACGGACCUGGGCAUUUUGAAUGGGGCAAUUUUUCUUCGGCCUUCCAUUAA
Messenger RNA from Schistocerca gregaria, 1013 nucleotides. Its product is annotated as tRNA-dihydrouridine(20) synthase [NAD(P)+]-like. Gene Ontology annotation, cellular component: cytoplasm. The transcript has 3 exons. Gene Ontology annotation, molecular function: flavin adenine dinucleotide binding; tRNA dihydrouridine synthase activity. Lineage: Eukaryota; Metazoa; Arthropoda; Insecta; Orthoptera; Acrididae. The coding region runs from base 15 to 1013 and encodes 332 amino acids. Gene Ontology annotation, biological process: tRNA dihydrouridine synthesis. The record is from RefSeq and is a predicted model, not a curated record.